Leishmania major strain Friedlin is the source of this 1476-nucleotide messenger RNA. RefSeq lists its product as hypothetical. The record is from RefSeq and is a predicted model, not a curated record. Lineage: Eukaryota; Euglenozoa; Kinetoplastea; Trypanosomatida; Trypanosomatidae. The transcript has a single exon. The coding region runs from base 1 to 1476 and encodes 491 amino acids.
AUGGCCUCCGCCUUCUCCCCAUCCCUCGCUCCUCGUAGUAGCGCGUGCGACUGCUGCGAGUGUGGUGUGGUGGUGGGCACGGAAGGCUCGCAGCGCGGAGGUCUCCUUCUGCCCUGUCAGCACGUUCUGCACAUGGGAUGCGUCGAAUUCAUUCGGCGCCGGGGCAAGGUCUUGAUGGGUAUGGAUAGCACCGAUCUACCUCUCGAUGAAGAGGAAGGCAGCCGUGUGAGUGGGGGCGGCGCGGACAAGAUCGGCGUGGCGCUCAGCAGUCGCGGUAGCAGCGCAUGGGCAAGUCGCACACACGGCUGCUGCGUCUGCCCGGCGUGCUUCACGCAGAUCACGCGCAUUAUUCCGCUGUACCUGCGCAGCACAAACGACGAUGUAGGGGCCGACUCGACAGUCACAGUGCCGACACCGUCUCACGUCACUACGGGAGCCUCAGCAACCGCCGAGGCCGAGUACAGGCGUGUGCACGCGGCCCAGAAGCAAGUGCUGCACCGCCUGCGCAGCCUCUGCGACCAGCGCCGACGUGUGACGGAGCUGACUCAUGCGUGCGCGAACCUGCACGAGCAGCGCGCAAGGUGCCUCGCGGAGGUGGAGAGGGAGGAGCGCUGCUUUCCCGGUCUAACGCACAGCGGCGGCCUCGUCGACGGCGAGGCGCGCGUCGAAUCGUCGAGCGCCGUGGUCUCGAGCACCGCUGCUUCUCCUGCCUUGGAGCACAUGGGCAUGACGGAGCUGGAGCUCUACAUGGCUCAGGCUACACCGCAGCUGCUGCGCACGCAGGCCGAGCUGCGCAAAGAGCGGCAGAUGGUCGAGCGGCGCACCAAGAGGCUGAACGCUUUGCGCGUGCACUAUCGCUCCAUGAGGGAGCGGCGCGCCCGUGACGAAGUCAUCGCGCAGAGGGAGGCCCACGCGCGUCGCAACACUGCCGACGCAGCGCGACACUCCACCCCCGUGCCGUCGGAAACGCUGCGGAGAGCCCCCUUGCAUGCCAGCGAAGGGGCACCGCGCAUUCAGGAGCCAGGUGUGUGCAGUAGCAGCGGCGUCGCCAGUGGCCCUGGAGCCGCCGCUGCUCCAAGCCGCAAGCGCCACCGCGGUGACGCUGCGAUCGAUGUGGAUGACGAGGUCUCACCGGAUGUGGUGGAGGUGCUCUCUGGUGAUGGGAGCGAUGCCGACGACAGCGGCUCUCCCACGGACGUGACGGUGCUCGACGUGGACGAGAACACCGGGUCUGACGCCAGUGACAAGGACGGAAGCAUGGGGUUAGACGUGGCGCCGAUGGCCGACGACGGCACCUACGCUGAUGAGAGCGCGUACGAGGCACCGUACCUCGUACCCUGCUACGUGCGGCCCGCCACCACCUCGUCGUCGUCCUCCGUGGGGUCGAAAGCGCCAACGCCAGCGGUCACGCAGCAUCAUCUCCGUCUCCUCCCUCGCCGCGAAGACCGGCUAUGGCAGCCCAGCUUGCAGUUUUGA